Messenger RNA from Ceratosolen solmsi marchali, 3371 nucleotides. Its product is annotated as importin-4. Gene Ontology annotation, molecular function: small GTPase binding. The record is from RefSeq and is a predicted model, not a curated record. Bases 41 to 3301 code for a protein of 1086 amino acids. NCBI's taxonomy places the organism in Eukaryota, Metazoa, Arthropoda, Insecta, Hymenoptera, Agaonidae. Gene Ontology annotation, biological process: protein import into nucleus. The transcript is spliced from 15 exons.
GUGACAGCGUUAUUGUUUUGAAUGUAAAAGUUUUAAAAAAAUGGAAGAAAUAAUAUUGAAUUUAUUGGUUACUGAUACAGCAGUUAUUCAUCAGGCUACUGCUCAGCUCAAAGAAGCAUUUAAAAAUCCACAAAGUACACAGCUGCUUUAUCAAUUGAUCGUCAAUUCAAAAACUGUACAGGUUAGACAAUAUGCAGCCUUGUUGUUGAGAAAACGUUAUAACAAGAUAAAAUGCUGGUCACAAUUAUCCCAAGAAAUAAGAUCAGAAUUCAAAGCCGUUCUUUUACAGGCUCUUGUGCAAGAAACAGAAAAAUCGGUCAAGAAUGCAAUCGCACAACUUAUUGGAGUUAUAAUAAAACACGAAUUACCGCAGAAUGGAUGGCCAGAGUGUUUGCAAUAUAUACGGCAAUUAAUAACAAGCGGGAACCCGACAAAUCAGGAGCUGGGAAUGUAUACUUUAUCAAUAAUGACAGAAAUAGCACCAAAUACGUACUUACAUCAUGUUCAAACGGUCAUGGAAUUAUUAAAUAAUACAUUAAAUACAUUUACCGAAUUAGCAAAUCCAGUAUCGUGUUAUAUUUUAGACACAAUGUUAAAUCUCGUUCCACUUAUAGGAGGAAAUCAGAUUAUAGUGAAUGCUUAUCAUCACAUGAUACCUCGAAUAAUGCAAAUAAUUCAAGCAUUAACCCUUGUAAAUGAAAGAAAAGCAAUAAAAGGUUUUGAAUUAUUGGAUGAAUUAUGUGAAUGCGCUCCAACGGUUAUUUCGCCGCACAUUAAAAGUUUGAUCGAAAUGUGCCUUUUUAUUGCUAAUAGUAAAUCAUUACACGACGAUCUUAAGAUCAAAGCAGUUUCAUUUAUAGGUUGGCUUGCUAAAAUUAAAAAGAAAGCUAUUGUGAAACAUAAGCUGGUUGAACCAAUAAUAGAUAUGCUAUUCACGCAAAUGUGUACACAACCAGACGAUGAAAAUCAAGAAAUUUACUUUACUGGAAAGAACGAUAAUUCACCCAUUACUAGUGCCACCCAAACACUUGAUUUAUUAGCAUUGCAUUUGCCUCCGGAAAAGUUGCUUCCACAUUUGUUAAAACACAUUCAACUUGGUCUCGAAGAUACUAAUGUAUGUGCCAAGAAAGCAUCGUAUUUAUCGAUGGCUGUUCUAGCAGAAGGCUGUUCUGAAUAUAUUCGAAAUAAAUAUCUUGAAACUUUUUUAAAAUGCAUCUGCGAAGGCAUUACCAAUUCAGCACCCGUUGUUAGAAACGCAGCCCUCUUUGCCCUCGGUCAGUUUUCAGAACAUUUACAACCAGAAAUAAGUCGUUAUGCGGACGAACUACUUCCCAUUCUUUUCCAAUAUUUGAGCCAAAUAUCUGCUCAGAUUCGACUAGAAAAAAUAGACUUGGCCUCUGUCGACAGAAUGUUCUAUGCUCUUGAAAUUUUUGCAGAAAAUCUGAACGAAGGACUGUUGCCUUAUUUACCUACACUUAUGAUAAUACUGUUUGAUAUACUUUUAGACAAUAAUAGCCCAGUACAUAUAUGCGAGCUUACAUUGAGUGCAAUUGGUGCUGCAGCAAAUGCAAGCAAAGAGCAUAUGCUUCCAUAUUUUAAACAAAUUGUUGAUAUACUUCUACGAUAUUUAAUAGUAGAAAAGCAAACCAUUGAAAAUAUGUGUUUGUUGAUACAGGCAGUAGAUACUCUGGGUGUUUUGGCAAGAACUAUAGGAGAAGAAAAUUUUGCUCCUUUAGCUAUGAAAUCUCUUGAAAUAGGAAUGAGUUUAUUAGAAGAUACGGAUGAUCCUGAUUUGAAGAAAUCUGUUUAUGGCCUCCUAGCAUCUAUUAGUCUUGUAAUAAAAAAAGAAAUGUCUCUUGUUCUACCAAUUAUUGUAGAAUACAUGAUUACGAGUAUCCAAAGUUCUGAAGGAAUUGUGACACGUUUCAAAGAUGAUGAAAACUCAGACUAUUUAGUUUAUGAAGAUUUGAGCGACAGUGAAAAUGACGAAGAGGAUAUUGAAAAUACUGAUAAUGAAGAUGAGGAUGACGAUAAUGAUGAAGACUUUGCUGGUUACAGUGUAGAGAAUGCCUAUGUCGAAGAGAAAGAAGAAGCUAUAUUAGCUUUAAGAGAAAUUGCUGAACAUACUAAAGAAGCAUUCAUACCAUAUUUAGAAAGAUCCUUUGAAGAAGUCUUUAAACUUAUCAAUUAUCCACUAGAGGAUAUCAGAAAAGCAACUGUGGAUGCAUUGAUGCAAUUUUGUAUUAACUUUUCAAAAAUAGAAACACACGAGGGUAAACAAGCCACUCAAAAAGCUCUUACAGUGUUCAUGCCUAAGCUAUCUGAAUUAAUACGACUUGAUGAGGAAAGGAGUGUAGUUAUGCAAGCAUUAGAUGCAUGUUCUGAAUUACUUGAACAGUUGAAGUCUAACAUGCUCGUUGGUACCGGUCAUAAGGAAGCUAUAAUGAACUGUAUUACUGACGUCAUGCUAGGACGCACAGAAUGUCAAGAUCCCGAUGGAUUAGGAACUGAAGGAGAUGGAGAUGAGGGUGAAGCUGAACAUGACGAGUUAUUAUUUGAGUGUGCUGGUCAGUUGUUGACGAAUUUAGGAAAAGUUAUUUCUUCUGAAGAUUUUGCUUUAUACCUGCAAACGAUAUUUCCAAUACUCAUUAAACGAUUGAGAAACAAUUUUUCUGAAGCUCAGAGAUCGUUUAGUAUUGGUACAAUUUUAGAGUGCCUUCCAGCAUUAAAGCAACAAGUAUCAGCUUUUGUAACUGAAUUAUUUCCAAUUUUUGUUAAAUUUACAAACGAUACUUGCAAUGAAGUUCGCAGCAAUGCCAUUUUUGGACUUGGUGAAUUAGCAUUUUAUGGAAAAGAAACUGUAUAUCCGCAUUAUCUUCAAAUACUUCAAGUUCUCUCCACUGCGAUAGCUAAAGAAGCACAUGGUGGAGCGCGAGAUAAUAUUAUUGGUGCUAUAGCUCGGCUUAUAAUUACUAAUCAUACAAUAAUACCACUAGAACAAGUUUUUCCUGUAUUCGUUAACCAUCUGCCAUUAAAAGACGAUUUGGAAGAGAACAAGACUGUUUUUAAGUCGGUUCUUGUAUUAUAUAGAAAUGGGAAUACAAUAUUGAAACCGCAUAUAAAUAGACUUCUUAAAAUUUCUCUUGAUGUAUUUGAGAAUACAAAUAUAGAUGAUGAAACGAAGCAAGUCAUUGCUGUAUUCAUACGACUGGUUCAAAUGGAUUUUCCAAAUGAAUGGAAUUCAUUUUAUGGACAACUUUCAGCAGAAAGCUGUACACAUGUACAACGUAUAUUUAUGUAAAUAUGAUUAGUUUUAACGAACUUUUAUAGCAAAAAAUGAAUUGUUCAAGUAUAUUAUUACGAUGUAAGAA